This is a messenger RNA of Callorhinus ursinus (northern fur seal), 1075 nucleotides long. It is a transcript of the gene PYM1, whose product is annotated as PYM homolog 1, exon junction complex associated factor. Gene Ontology annotation, cellular component: cytoplasm; exon-exon junction complex. The record is from RefSeq and is a predicted model, not a curated record. Gene Ontology annotation, biological process: exon-exon junction complex disassembly. Lineage: Eukaryota; Metazoa; Chordata; Mammalia; Carnivora; Otariidae. Gene Ontology annotation, molecular function: RNA binding.
GGGACCCCAGCCCGCUCACGCCGGAAGUGGUUUGCGUUUUCAAGAUGGCGACUCCCUAUGUAACUGACGAGACCGGCGGCAAAUACAUCGCCUCAACACAACGACCUGACGGGACCUGGCGCAAGCAACGGAGGGUGAAAGAAGGCUAUGUGCCCCAGGAGGAAGUCCCAGUGUAUGAGAACAAGUAUGUGAAGUUUUUCAAGAGUAAGCCAGAACUGCCCCCAGGUCUGAGCCCUGAGGCCACUGCUCCUGUCACCCCGUCCAGGCCUGAAGGGGGCGAACCAGGCCUCUCCAAGACAGCCAAACGCAACCUGAAGCGGAAGGAGAAGCGGCGGCAGCAGCAGGAGAAGGGGGAGGCGGAGGCCUUGAGCCGGACUCUCGAUAAGGUGUCUUUGGGAGAGACUGCCCAGCUCCCCAGUGCUCCGCAGGGCUCCCGGGCAGCCCCUGCAGCUGCCUCUGAGCAGCCUGACUCAGCCGUCAGCACUGAGAAGGCCAAGAAGAUCAAGAGCCUAAAGAAGAAGCUUCGGCAGGUGGAAGAGCUGCAGCAGCGGAUCCAGGCUGGGGCAAUCAGCCAGCCCAGCAAAGAGCAGCUGGAGAAGCUAGCGAGGAGGAGGGCGCUACAGGAGGAGCUCGAGGACUUGGAGCUGGGCCUGUGAGGCCUUUGGGGAGGGGGGGAUGGACUGCAGAACAAACCAGGGGGCGCUCUGGGGUCCUGGGGAAUGUGGGCAGCCGCGGUCAGGAGGGCGUACCCUCGUACUGACUCACUUCCACCUCUCCUGGCCCAAUUCCGUCCUCCAGAGCCUCGCCUCGCCGUCAUUCCUUCCCUCUUCUUCCCAACUCCGAUUUUUUGGACUUUUCUCCCUCCCAUUCCCAGUGUUGAAAAUCUCAGUGACUACCCCAGGUACCUUUGCUGCUGAUUUGGGUGUCUUGUUGAAAAGAAGUUUGGGUGGGUGGGAAUCUUGCAGAACUGAGGUCGAGGGUAGAGGGAGUACACCCAAGUCUUGGAGUCUCGGUUCCUGUUCACAGUGUUUAUGGGUUAUUUCUCCCUCCAUCCCUCACCUUUUUUUUUUUUUUU